AUGAAUGCUUUUACUGUGAAGGAGCUACAGCAAGUGCUGAGUGUGUGCAGGAGUGUUCUGAAUUCCAACCCGUCACAUUUGACACAUCUGGACCUGAGUAACAACAACCUGCAGGACUCAGUGAACGUUCUGUGUGCUGGACUGAAGAGUCCUCACUGUCGACUGGAGACUCUGAGAUUGAGAUGCUGCAGUUUGUCAGAGAUCAGCUGUGAUUCUCUGGGUUCAGCUCUGAAGUCCAACCCGUCACAUCUGACACAACUGGACCUGAGUAACAACAACCUGCAGGAUUCAUUAGUGAAGCAUCUGUGUGGUUUUCUGGAGAAUCGUCACUGUCGACUGAAGACUCUGAGCUUGUGCUCCUGCAGUUUGUCAGAGAUCAGCUGUGAUUCUCUGGUCUUAGCUCUAAAGUCCAACCCGUCACAUCUGACACAACUGGACCUGAGUAACAACAACCUGCAGGAUUCAGGAGUGAAGCAUCUGUGUGGUUUUCUGGAGAGUCGUCACUGUCGACUGGAGACUCUGAGUUUGAGUGGCUGCAGUUUGUCAGAGAUCAGCUGUGAUUCUCUGGCCUCAGCUCUGAAGUCCAACCCGUCACAUCUGACACAACUGAAUCUGAGCUGGAACAAACUGCAGGAUUUAGGAGUGAAGCAUCUGUGUGGUUUCCUGGAGAGUCGUCACUGUCGACUGAAGACUCUGAGAUUGAGUCACGUCAGUUUGUCAAAGAUCAGCUGUGAUUCUCUGGUCUCCGCUCUGAAGUCCAACCCGUCACAUCUAAAACACCUGGACCUGAGAAACAACAACCUGCAGGAUUCAGGAGUGAAGCAUCUGUGUGGUUUUCUGGAGAGUCGUCACUGUCAACUGGAGAAUCUGAACUUGGUGUCCUGCAGUUUGUCAGAGAUCAGCUGUGAUUUUCUGGCCUCAGCUCUGAAGUCCAACCCGUCACAUCUGACACAACUGGACUUGACUGAAAACAAGCUGCAGGAUUCAUCAGUAAAGCCUCUUCGUGACCUGCUGAAGAGUCCAGACUGUGGACUGCAGAUUCUGAGCUGGAGGUAAAUGAUGAAGAAGUAGAAGUUCCCGUGCAGCGGUUCCGACUGAUCCAUGUGACUGGGAGCAGAGCUUCAUCCAGAAGACAGAGAAAUCAAAACCAGUGGAGACGACUCUCAGUCUGACCUGAUCUGAGACCAGCUGCUCUGUGUCCAGUCCACCAGGACCAUGUGGGCAAUGAAAUGUGUGGUGCAGAACUUAUAUUAUAUUGAUAUUAGGGUCAGUGGUGACUGUAAUGCUUCUUCAGGCUCCGCUAGAGGUCAGUGACUGAGGACUUAGGGUCAUUUCACACAUUCAAUCAUUUGAGGAGUUUAUAAACUUUUCUCCUUGGUUCAGUUUUGUUUCAUACACAGAAAAUCCAAGCGUGCCAAAAUCUGGCUUCCAAGCGUGACUUCAAACUACGCGAGAACAAUUUCUCCUCUUGUUGGUCAGAUCUGAACAAAAAAGUAAACAUGGGAAGAAGGUCCUGUGUUCUGCACUGAACACAUAUGGACUGCACCAUGAUGCACUGGAUUCAGAUGCAUCACAGGUUGACAGACACUCUGAAUCUAUUUUUUUAAUUUUUGCCCACAUUUAAAAAGCACUUGGAAAUACUGACUGGCACAGUGUCACUGUAUUGGCCCAAUAUAUUGCAUUACAACAACCUCUAAUAUAUUAUUUUUGUUAUGUUUGUUGGGGAAAUGUUUCAAUAAACCUGAUAUUUCUUAUUUGUUUUUUCCUAUUAUGAACAGUAUUUUUUGAGUGUAGACACAUUUACAGCUCAGGUACUGUAUAAAGUAAACAACGUUUGUGUCCUCAUUGCUGCACUUUGGCGUUUUCAUUCUCCCCCUGUCUUCGCCUCCGUGUGCGUGAACCUCAGCCUGUUUGUCCAAGUCUCAAAUUAAACUCAUUAAACUCAA
Molecule: messenger RNA, 1946 nt
Organism: Betta splendens (Siamese fighting fish)
Lineage: Eukaryota; Metazoa; Chordata; Actinopteri; Anabantiformes; Osphronemidae
Product: NACHT, LRR and PYD domains-containing protein 12-like
Exons: 8
Coding region: 1-1056 (351 amino acids)
Molecular function (GO): protein binding
Source: RefSeq, a predicted model, not a curated record